AUGUUUUACCCCUUAAUGUUAUUUUUGUUUCAAAUAAUUUUUUGUUCAAAACCAAAACAAAUAUUGGAUCAUAAUGUACCAUUAGAUCUAAGAAUAAAUAUAUCAAGUACUUCAAGAGCAUACGAAAAUAAAGAUUUUUGUGAGAAUGUAGAUAUACAACAAAAGAGUCAAGAAUCGACUAAAACAGUAGAUAAAUAUUCAGAGGUAAAUCAAUCUGAUGUUAAUUUAUUAACAUAUUUUACAGGUAAAGAUUUAAACAGUAGAUGUAAAAAUGUUGACUAUGAUCUGUGCAAUUUUUCGUCUUUAUUAACUAAAGAGAACAAUUUGAUGCCACGCAAUUUCACAAGAAGUACAGUUAUUAAAUAUGUAUCUAAGAAACGAUAUUGUACAUCAAAACAAUCGAUAAGUGAUAAAACAUGUCUCGAAGCUUCAAAUAUUAGUGGAAAUGAUACGUCUGAACAUUCUUACAUUAUAACAUCUUGGAAUGAGGAUACUGAUUUAUUGUUAGAUAAAAAUCAAAAUGAUUUAAUACAAGAGCAAUAUGGUACUUCAGAAAAUAAUGCAUUUUUACAGAAAAAUAAUAAUGUUUUGGUUUUAUCAAAAAAUCAAAAUUAUUGCAUAGAGAAUAAUAGUGUAAAUGAACCAAGUGCUGUUCAAACAGAUUCUCCAUUUAAUGUUGAUAUUUUAUCUACGAUUAAUAACCCUGAAAGUAGUUAUUCUUUUAAUAAUGCUUACAAAAAUGAUAACAGCGUAAAAGAUAAAAGGAAAAAAUUAAAAACUAACAAUGUAUCUAAUAUACAAACAAACGGCAAUGAAAAGGCUUUGAAAUCUAAAAGAAAAAUAAAAACUUAUAAAACAAUUCGUAAGAAUCAAUUUACAGCUAGCGAGCGCGAACUUUUUAAGAAAUACAAGGAAUCUGAAGAUGAAUUUAGAAGGUUUUUAAAACUUAAAAUUAAAAAUCAAAUACUGCAAUUUAUUAAGAAACUUGAAAUAUCUAAUCUUUGUGAUGACCUUAAACAAAAUUCAAUUUUUGCUCUAAGAAGUCUUUUAAGUUUUUUAGAUACGAUAAGUGCAAUUUAUAUUAAUACAAAGAAAAAGAAAAAUAAGAAAGAAUUUUUAAAUUCAUUAAAUCCUGCAUGUAAUCAAUUUAGCAAGUAUGCAGACGUGUCUCAAAAACUUUUAAUUUUUAAAUUGAUUUGUAAUAAUUUACACGAGGUUAAUGAUGGCGGUUUUUGUUGUAUUUCUGAUUGUGAUUUUUAUGAAAUUUAUCAUUUACUAUUUUCUGUUGACAUAAGAUUCAAUUCAUUAUACAAAAGACUUGCAAAAUUAAGAGAUAAUUUUAAAUAA
Vairimorpha ceranae is the source of this 1347-nucleotide messenger RNA. RefSeq lists its product as hypothetical. The coding region runs from base 1 to 1347 and encodes 448 amino acids. The record is from RefSeq and is a predicted model, not a curated record. Lineage: Eukaryota; Fungi; Microsporidia; Nosematidae. The transcript has a single exon.